Spea bombifrons (plains spadefoot toad) is the source of this 849-nucleotide messenger RNA. RefSeq names its product ankyrin repeat domain-containing protein 9-like. Gene Ontology annotation, molecular function: protein binding. The record is from RefSeq and is a predicted model, not a curated record. Bases 7 to 849 code for a protein of 280 amino acids. The transcript has a single exon. Lineage: Eukaryota; Metazoa; Chordata; Amphibia; Anura; Pelobatidae.
GAAGACAUGUGCAGCAACCAGGUCAGCUUGCAAGAUGAGCAGUGCAGGUUCUAUUCCUAUAUGUUCUACCAGGCGGUCAGGGACCAGGAACCCGUCUGGAAAUUGGAGGAAAUGAGGACAAUGGAAUAUUUCCACUGGGAAGAAGACGCGAGCCUGCGAUGCUACUCGCCGUCGGAUGCUCUCAUGUACGCCGUGGUCCAUAAUCACCUACGGUACGCCAAGUAUUUGCUAUCUCACUUCCCGGAGGAGGCGCUGAAGGUCCCGGGGAUCAAAUUCUGCUGCUGCCCUCCUUCUGCCCCCCACCUGGCUCUGGCCGUUACCUACGACAGAAGAGAUAUUUUGAUUAUGAUCAUAAAGAUGGUCCAUAAGCUACCUAGUCUUCAGUCCUACAUCAACAGAGCCAGCUGCUUUCAUCUUUCGGAUGGGAAAACCCCGCUACACUUGGCGUGCGAACUGCUGAGCGCCGAGACCGUCUUAAUCCUCCUGGGCAACGGGGCUUCCCCGAGGAUCUUGGACCGUAAAGGGGAAACCCCUUUGGAUAUAAUCCUGGAGCAGCUGUGGAGUUCAAAGGUCAACGUGGUCUCCAAAAAGCUCUGCCUGGAUUACCUCCUCCUGUUUUCACCAUCCUUGAAUUUCAAGAUGAGAAAGAUCCUGCAGGAGAAUCCCGAAUUUUGGGCUCCCUUGCUCGGAGAGGACAAAUUCAACUACCUGGUGGGGAAUAAACCGGCUACAUUGUAUCUACGGGCCAUGCAAACCAUUCUGCAGUGCCUGCAACCUUCUCAUUUCCCAAAGAGCAUCAAAGCCCUUCCCAUCCCGCAAGCGUUAAAGCCACUGCCAGGGUCACGCUAG